Molecule: messenger RNA, 2535 nt
Organism: Elaeis guineensis (African oil palm)
Lineage: Eukaryota; Viridiplantae; Streptophyta; Magnoliopsida; Arecales; Arecaceae
Product: protein TITANIA
Biological process (GO): maintenance of shoot apical meristem identity; root meristem specification; maintenance of root meristem identity
Cellular component (GO): nucleus
Source: RefSeq, a predicted model, not a curated record
AUGAUCGCCGAUUCGGAUCCCUUGAAGGAUUCGGCUUCGAGGCCCGACGCCGCCCAACCGAACCCUAAGACCCUUGAUCUCGAAAAACCCAGCCCGAGAUCCAGUCUUUUCGUCGGUGACGCUGGCGGCGGGAAGACCGGCACCUCCUCCACCGCCGCCCCCCAGGAGCUGACCCUCAGCUACCUCUGUGAGAACCCCAAGGCGGGGCUUCAGGAAAAGGACGGCCUUGGCAGCGAUCUCUUCGUCUCUAUCGAGAAAGCUCGAGCCAAAGGGAAGGAGAUCGCCGUGGACCUAGCUGACGACCAUGGGGAGCGGUGGGUCGAGAGGGAUUUCCUCCAGCUUGCCGGUGGCAAGGCUCCGGCGAAGAGGGAGGGGCCGGAGGGGAUCGAGGGAGAAGCACAAGAGAAGAAGGUGAAGAUCGAGACCCUAAACCUCUCCCUCGGCCCGCCCAACCUCUCCCUCUCGCUCCAUUUGGCUAAUCCGGUGGUGCCGCCGGCGACUGUCUCCGCCGCCGCCGCUCCCGCUGCUCCGAGUUCGGCGGCAGCAGUGGUGGUUGUGGCUCCGGUGAAAAGGAGCUUCAGCAACAACACCCGCGCAACCAAUUCUAACGACUACGGCGCCUCGCUCUCCUACUCGUGCUCGGCGGCCUUCUCUCACAACCCCAGCUGCUCCCUCACCAGGAAUUCCACCGAGAACUUCGAUGCGUCCAGGGAGAACGAUACAAUGUGGUACGCCGGGGAGGGGACGAACGGCUCAGUCCACAGCCGGUUCAAGCCUGUGGGUGAUAGCAUCACCUUUUCGAACCUCGGUGGCUUCCCUCACAUGCAGGGAGAGAGCAUGGAGGCGGGCAACAGUCUAUUCCGGGCGAGCAGCUCGGAGAACAUCUCCUUCUUCCCGGCCGAAUUGCCUGCGAGGGCCGCAAAAGCUAACGCUGGUGCGAGCUCAGAUACUGGGAAGGGGGGCGUGAUCCUUUCGAGGCUGUUGAAAGAGAUAGCAUCGGAGUCGGUCCCUUACAUGGCGCAGAUACUUCAGGAUUUUCCAACUGAGUCGCUGGAAGCUCUGAAGGAGUCUCUGAGAAAUCUGAUGAGCAUGCCGGAAAAGAAGGAUGAGUUUGCUAGCCUCCAGGGAAGGCUUGAGAGGAGAUCAGACCUUACAGUUGAGACCCUCUCAAAGUGUCACAAGACACAGCUUGAAGUUCUGGUGGCGAUCAAGACUGGCAUCGUGAAUUAUGUGACUGGAAAGGGCUGUGUUCCUUCGAAUGAGCUGGUCGAGAUAUUCUUGCACCUAAGGUGCCGAAAUGUGAAUUGCAAGAGCCUGGUGCCCGUAGAUGACUGCGACUGCCAGAUUUGCUCUAGCAAGAAGGGAUUUUGCAGUGCUUGCAUGUGCCCAGUCUGUCUGAAGUUUGAUUGUGCUUCGAAUACAUGUAGUUGGGUCGGGUGUGAUGUUUGCUCCCAUUGGUGCCAUGCUAGUUGUGGAAUUGAAAAGAAUCUGAUUAGGCCUGGGCCAACCUUGAAGGGUCCAAUGGGCAUGACAGAGAUGCAGUUCAAGUGCCCUGGGUGUGGGCAUGCUUCUGAGAUGUUUGGAUUUGUUAAAGAAGUUUUUAACUGCUGCGCAAAGGAUUGGGGUCUCGAGACUUUGAUGAAGGAGCUGGACUGUGUUAGGAAGAUCUUCUGUGCCAGCGACGAUUUCGAAGGGAAGGGGCUGCAUGCAAAGGCAGAAGAAAUUCUCAACAUGCUUGGCAAGAUGCUUAUUUCGCCUAUGGAUGCAUGUAACAGCAUGCUGCAGUUUUUCAAGUAUGGAGUUACAGAGUUCUCUGUUACUGGCAGCUCCUCCAAAAACAUAUUAGGAACUCAAGCAAACAAGCAUGCAGACGCACUUCCUCUUCCAUCAUCAACAACUGUUACCCCUUCGAAGUCUGUAUUUAACUUCAAACCAACCAGCUCUGUACUAGAAAUGCAAAUAGAUGCUAUUAAAACAGACCCAAAACCUCUUGCACUUGAACCCCGUUUUACCCCAGCGAAGGAGGAUGGUUUUCAGAGCUUGGAGACUAUUGUGAAGUUCAAAGAGGCAGAAGCAAAUCUUUUCCAGAGGCUUGCAGAUGAAGCCAGGAGGGAAGUGGAGGGCUACCGCCAGAUUGCCCGUGCCAAGUCUGAGAAGCUGGAGGAGGAGUACGCGACCAAGCUUGCAAAGCUUUGUCUACAGGAGGCUGAGGAGCGCCGGAGGAAGAAGCUCGAGGAGCUCAAAUUCCUUGAGAACUCUCACUGUGACUACCAUAACAUGAAGAUGAGGAUGCAAGCUGAGAUAGCUGGCUUGCUUGAAAGGAUGGAAGCAACAAAGAAAAUGUGGGUAUAAUAAGUAUGAUAGGUUCUCUUUGUGCUGAAAAUGCUUGACUUGUAUAUUAUGUUUUUAGAUGCUUUAAGCUUCCAGAAGUCAGUCUAGUCUAUGGCAGCUGUACAAGUAUUGUAACUUGUAAGUUUCACUUUUUGGUAUUUGAAGGUUGUUUAAAUGCAUUUUGUGAACCAAUCAGUUUCCUGA